AACUAUGCAUCGUAGCGCAUUGUGGUUUGCGGCAAAUGGCAUUGACAUUACUAGAUUUUCCGCUGAAUGACGUUCCGCUCAGUCGCUACAUGCCAACAAGUUGAGGGAGCGGACGCCAUAUUUAGUAGCGGUUUUUACUUAUGCUACCUCGCUACCUGAGCGGAAAGUGUUACCAAUCAACAUCAUGGCUCAACAUCAAGUCAUGGCGACUUGUAGUGAAAAAGGAGAUACUUUUAUUGAAAAAGUAUACGAAUACAAAAAUAAAUUUUACCGCGUAAUAGAAAGUGCAGAGUUUCAUAACCGUCUUGCAUCAAAUCCAAAUUUAAUGGAGAUCUUUUUCAAUAAUUGUGAUACACAAGUCAGUGAAGAGACUGCUGUAGCAACGACGGAAAAUGAAACAACAGAUGCUAACAAAGAAAAUUUUUACUGGAACAACCAAAAUACAAAACUCUUAUUGCAUUUAUACCAAGAACGCAAAGAAAAAUUUAGAGAUCCCAAAGUAAAAAAAAAAUCCUUGUAGACUGAAAUGGUGAACGAAUUUAGAAAACACAAUUAUAAUGUGACAGUAGAUAUUUUGGAUAGAAAAAUGAGGAAUAUGAAAAAAACAUACCGAACAAUCAAAGACAAUCAAAAAUCAAGUAGCCGAGGAAGAAUAACCUGGGAGUUUUUUGAAACAUUUGAAAACAUAUUCUUUGAUGAUAAAACAAUGAAUAUCGGACCAACAUUGUCAUCUAUGCAAUGUAUAUUUCAGCCAGUAAGAAAAUAUAUGAAUAUAGAAGACACUUUUCUGAUGCAAAAUAUUCUAAGAUUUUUUGU
This is a messenger RNA of Temnothorax curvispinosus, 816 nucleotides long. RefSeq lists its product as uncharacterized. The coding region runs from base 185 to 520 and encodes 111 amino acids. The transcript is spliced from 3 exons. NCBI's taxonomy places the organism in Eukaryota, Metazoa, Arthropoda, Insecta, Hymenoptera, Formicidae. The record is from RefSeq and is a predicted model, not a curated record.